This is a messenger RNA of Oppiella nova, 564 nucleotides long. Lineage: Eukaryota; Metazoa; Arthropoda; Arachnida; Sarcoptiformes; Oppiidae. The record is from the annotation of a GenBank genome assembly.
AUGAGCGAAGAGGAGACCGAAAGCAAGAUAUUCGCCAACAGAAGACCUUCACUGCAAAGACUCGAUGGUAUUGUUCCCGAUGUCAUCGAUUCGGUGCCAAACGGUGUCAUCAAUGUGAGAUAUCGUUCAGGGGUUGACAUAAACUUAGGCAAUGAGGUGACCCCGACUCAAGUGGCCGAACAACCAUUGGUCGAGUGGGCCGCAGAUUAUGGCAAUUACUAUACACUAGUACUGACUGAUCCGGAUGUGUUUGGUCGCAAUGGACCUAAAUAUGGAGAAUACAAACAUUGGGUUGUCGUCAAUAUUCCCGGGACUGACAUCAAGAGAGGGCGAGAUUUGACUGAAUAUCAGAGUUCGGGACCCGCGAGAGGUACUGGUCCUCACAGAUAUGUGUUUCUAGUGUACAAACAGCCGGAUAUUAUCGAAACUGAUAGCAAGAUUGUCAAUACUUAUAGUCUUGAGGGCCGGCUGUUUUUCGAUGUCAGAUCUUUUGCUAGAAAAUAUAAUUUAGGUGAACCUGUGGCCAUCAACUACUACCAUUGUCAGUUUGAGACAUCCAGCUAA